Molecule: messenger RNA, 3347 nt
Organism: Paramormyrops kingsleyae
Lineage: Eukaryota; Metazoa; Chordata; Actinopteri; Osteoglossiformes; Mormyridae
Product: tumor necrosis factor ligand superfamily member 13B
Biological process (GO): immune response; positive regulation of B cell proliferation
Cellular component (GO): membrane
Molecular function (GO): receptor ligand activity; tumor necrosis factor receptor binding
Source: RefSeq, a predicted model, not a curated record
AGUUUGAGGUUAAAAUGCCAACUAAAAGUUUCAUUUUCAAAUUUCACCAAUCCGCAUAUGUAGGCGGAAAACGAUGGCAAUAAUCAUUCAGCAUUAAACUCUAAAACUGUCUGUAAUGUUUGUGUCUAUGCAGUGGAUCAUAAACUAAGCAAUACGUUUGUAUUUCAGUUUCAUUCAGACGUUAUGAAGUUAAUAAAUGUCUAUCAGAUAACUUCAACAUGUAACCAAGAAGACGAAUAAACAAAGAUAUUCAUUUCCGCCUGGCACUAACCAUAUAUUCCUUCACAAUACUAAGCCAGGGAAAGGUCCCCAAUGAAACCCCUGCAUUCCCAUAUCAUAGACACUCUAAUCUCAACAUUUAUAAGAUUAUAGUUGUAGUGCCUGCAAAUUUUCAUGUUAGAUGAGACUAAAAACUGAGAAACUUCAAUAUACGCAUGUAGUUUUUUUUUUUCUCAUAAAAAGGAUGAUAUCAAGACUCAGAAUUUACACACCAAAUUAUGACAUAACUGAGUAGCACAGAAUGUGUUAAAAAGAAAAACAUUCGUCAAAUGUAGCAAAGUCAUGUACAUUCCAUGAAAGAAGCUUAAAAUCAAAGGGAUAGAAAAACGUCAAAAUGUAUACAGUUGAAAAGACUAAUAUAGAGCAAAACCUGUGUGAUUCACAGCUCAAAUUAAUGGCAGCACUUGGGACACUGAUCACUGACAUUUAUCUUUAACGAUGGUGCUAGUGUAUGACUACCAUUAAAAUAAUUACUGCAACAUUAAUGAGUAUUUCAGGCCAAUAUAUAGUUUUUUUUCUAUUUAAAAUCUUUGAACAUGCCGAUUCUGUUUUCAACUGUUUAUUUUGACAUGUUUUAUAUGCAUUAUUUAAUCAUGAAGAGUGCAUAUUUACAAAGAACAACCAGUGGUCAUCACCAGGAGGAGCAGUGAGAUAAUGACAUCUAAGAGAGUGUUUCAGCCUAAAAGUGAAUGUCCUGUAUUUGUAGCAACUGCCUGAUCUUUCAUAUUUGCAAUCUCUGAUCUCAGGCUGAGCACGCAGGGUGAGCUCUGGUCCCGCUCGCCCCGUGGAAAGCGGCCUACCAUGCCUACAGAUCCUGGUUACGAGGUGGCCCCUGGGGGCCCAGAGUCACGGCAAGGGGGCAUCUCCCGGACAGCUUUGGCCAUGGGUCUGGCAGCCUUUGCAUCUUUCUUUUUGGCUGCCAUCUCACUCUACUUCACCUUGGCCCUGAAGGCUGAGGUGACUGUUCUGCGCUCCCAUUUGUCCUGGGAAAAGAACAGCCACCAGCAGCAGGCAGGCAACGCCGAGAUGUUAAGGGAUGGACAGUGGCACUCCCCCAGUCCACAUGAAGCAAGGCCCACUAUGGAAACACCAAAGGCAAAGGAGCGGGGCACGAGGAUAGUCUUGGAGAAACCAGUGUUUCAGCCUUGCUUGCAGAUGAUAGCAAAUAGCCACGGAAGCAUCAUUCAGAAAGACAGCACAUAUACUGCUAUUCCAUGGCUAGUUGGCCUGAGGAGGGGCGACACCUUGCUGGAGGACAAAAACACCAUCCUGGUAAUAGAGGGGGGGCUCUACCUCGUCUACGGCCAGGUUUAUUACAUGGAUAAGACCUUCGCGAUGGGUCAUGUCAUCAACCGAAUAAAGCAAGAAAUGGUUGGAAACAACCCGCAGAAAAUCCCUUUAUUCCGCUGCAUCCAGAACAUGAACCAAGACCAUCCCUACAACACCUGUUACACAGCAGGGGUAGUGAAGCUGGAGGCCGGGGACCGGGUGGAGCUGUUGAUUCCUCGUCAGACUGCAAACAUCUCCCUCUCUGGAGAGGACACCUUCUUUGGAAUCAUCGGGCUUCUGUGACAUGGGAUAUUUUUGUAGUGAUGGAGGAUGCCAUGGUUAUGAACUGAGCAGCCCACCUUCUUCACAUUGAUUUUUAUCACCUAGUCCUGAUAAAACUGAGUGGAUACAACCUGAAUCAUUAUUUUUGUAUAUUGGUGGCAUUUUGGUCCCGCUGGGUUGGCUUCUAACUGAUGUCACAAGGCCGGAGACCACAGAGCGACUUGAGAACAAGCAUAAAUGCUCUGCUGUAUUACUCUGUCUGCUGAAUUUAACUAAUGGUCCUCAACUGCUGUCACUCAGUUUCUUCUUACGGUGACAAUGUACUAUAGAAGAAGCAUUGUAAAUGAAAGCCACCUUCGAAAGCCACAUGCUAUUGAUGUUAUACUGUAGCUGCAAGUGGAUAGUUUGUUGCGUUUGUAUGCAUCUUGUUAACCUUUCCUUCUGUUUAGAGCUUGACAGAUACGUUCAUUUAUGGGUAUUUAUACCAAAGAUAGGGUAGCUGAUGCAUUUAUUCAAGUAGACGAUUAUAAAUUGAUAAUUUUACCUAUUCAUACAUAUUAAUGUUUUACCAGAUCUAUUCAUGUUCAUUUCUUUUCCACCACUAGAUGGAACUGUGGUCCGGUCAGUUCAAAGAGGAUGUGGCAGUGUGUAAUGUUAGGAGCGGCCUACUGUACAGUGGGUUAGCUGGAAGUGGACAGGGAGAAGCUAAUAGUAUUUAAAAUGGUCAUCUGCCUUAUUGCCAAAACUGCUCUGUCUAUGACAAAUCCUCUAGACAUGUCCUGAAAUGAAUAAUAUUACACUUUCCAGCUAUGUUCACUUAGAGCUAUGAUCAGAAAUUAACAAAAGGAGGAUAGAAACCAGACAGGCUGUACUUUACCAUGUUUUUUUCCUGCCUGAACCCAUUUCCCCCAAAUUAUUUUAUUUGGGUUAUGUAUUUAAAACAAUGAGAUCCUGCUGUAAGACAAAGAAUGGCUAAUUGCUAAUGAAUAUUAAUAUUGACACAUAAAAACAAAAUGUACCCUAGAUACUUUUAAUGAGGGAGAAAUGAGCCUUUGAAAUUUAUGGUGAUAACUGUAGUCUUUCUGCUACUCCCUGCUUGGAUCCAGUGGAUAAAACAGUGACUUUUGGGAAGGCAGUGACUUCCAGUGCACAGUAAUCUUACCCACAGUGGGUUUCACAGCCUCAAUUCUCUGCAAUUUGAGCAGAAAGUUGCCUCUAGGGGGCGCUUUUACCCAAGCCCUGUGAAAGAGAUGAAACACUUGAUCUAAACACUGAAACAAGGUGACAUAGAGGUGAGUGACUGCAGCUGCCAACCAGUCAUCUACCAGAAUGUCACUUUCAUUGUUGUAACUGUCACUUCACUGUGUGUUGGCCGUAUCUGUGAGAACAACCUGAGAAUAUCUGUCUGUAAAGAUGUUCGGAGAUUUUAAUGUACAGGGUGGGGUGGUUUAUGCUGACUAUUGUGGCACUUGCAGUUUUGAGAUGCCGUCUGUCCGAAGGCCUUGUUAUUUUCAACA